UUUAGCUCAGAUCGAGUUUCCAGUCCCCCUCGGCCUGGUUCAGCAGCCAGAAGUGCUCAGCAACAGAACUCCCAGUAACCUGGAGUGGAGCAGUUUCUGUGUGUGUGAGACACAGAGCUUGGUGGCAGCAGCAGCAGCAGCAGCCGCCCCGGCGAGGUGUUGAUUGCAGGAGGUGGAGGAAUAAACACUGAAGAUGCCUUGUAAAACCUAUGGAGAAUCAGAAAUUGCCAAGUCAUUGUGAUGCUUUGUCAUCCAUUUGAGAGGAUGCAGAGGCAGCUGCUGGCUCAGGAUCAAAGCUGACAGGUAGGUUAAAGAGAAUUCAAAAUGUAGUGUGCAGUUAAAUGCUGUGUUUGCCUCUUAAAAAACUGAUACAGAUGAGUUUUUUUUCUCAAAGGGCUGCAAAUUUAUCUGUUUUAUAACAUACUUUAGCCACUUAAAUGUAAAUAUAUGAAUUAGAAAUGUGAUAAUGUAAAACUUCACAUGCAGGCCACUAAAAACUGUUAAAGCCUCGAGAGACACAGGAAGCAUUUCCCACGCCGUACCACAGCACAUGGAUACAUUUUACUUACUGGCCUCCUUUAUUUUAUUGCAGGUGACUUUCUUCUGUUUAGAUGUGCUCCUGUUAGUUUAGUUUCUGUUACUUUGUUGAACUAGUCUGUCUUUUCAUGCUGUAUUUUAUUUUAUGGAGCUAUUCUCCUUUAUUUAAGCUAUGCUAUUAUAGGUUGUGUUUAAUGCUUUAACACAGAAAUUUAAAUAAAGUUUAUCUUAUAAGAACUUAACUGAUGAAUCACAAAACAGUCACUUCUGAUUGGCCCUAAAAUCACCAUAAUUUUGGUUUCUGUGUAUAACAAUAUUUACAUUAACAGAUGCUGAUGUCAGUGGAAAUGCAGGAGAAAAGAAGAUUAAAGCAGAAAAACACUGUACUUACAGAUAUAACCAUGCCACUGUUGUUUUCUUCAACAACAGCAGUUUUUUUUUAAUCAGCACCAAAAUAUAAAAAUUAUGAUUUCAUACCACCACCGAAUCUCUUGUUGUCUACUUAAUUAUCCCUGCUUGAUGCCAGCAGGUUUAUCACCAUGGAGGAGGCAGGGCUAAGCCUCCACAGCUCCCCCUCAGGCUCCUGGCAGCACCAUCUUUAGGUGGCACGAAUCCCCUGGUACAAGUUCUAAAACACAAAAUUACAGGUCUCAGUGGAUCCUAAUGAGGCGCACGUGAGCCUGAGUGACUUUAUUCACCACAUCAAUUCAAAAGCAAAUGGCUGAGUAAGAAUCAGGAAGAAGAAAAUCAUAAUAAAUAUAAACCACUGAGAAUACUGUCACUUUCUGUCAUUGGCAUUAUUAUGGUAAAGUCCGAGUCAUCUGAGAUUUUUAAUAGAUGCAUAUAUGGUAUGAAUUUGAACAUCUUAGGUGACAUCUUUCUCGGGUUAUCCAGAGUUGAAAAUUGUUUAAAAACCUUCCCAGAUUUCCUAAAACUGUGAGAAACAGAGUGAGAAGAAACAGCUGUACUUUCAUAAAAUGCCACUUUGCAGCACAAGAUGGAGCACAAAGUUGAUUCAACUAUUAAUUAACUCUAAUUAGAAAGCCAUUCAUAUUUACAAUAAAUUAAUUCAGGGCUAAAAAAUUAAUAUCAAAAGUUAAAAAGACCAGCAGCUCACAUGCAAUGUUUUAAAAUGCUGCUCCCGGAGGUGAAGGCUUCAGUUAAUAUUUGCAGAGGGUAAUUACAAAAAUGAUCUUUAACAUGCACUCAGUUGAGAUGUAAGCAAUUCCUAAAAAUCAGAAUCAUUUUUAGGUGUGGUCUCUGAACAGAGUGCUACAGAAUGUUUUUGUCCCACUGAGAGUGUCUGAAGAUCUUUUGAAGAUUUACUGAAGAGCGGAAGCUGCUGUGCUAUUCCUUGAAAAAGACAUUUGAAUUUUAAGGGAUUUCCCUGUUGAAUAAACCUCAAACAAAACUCUCUACAGUUACGCGCGAUCUGAGCUGAAAGUGUGUUGUUUUUAUUCUCCACUGAUGACCAGGUGACCCGAGACAUCUCCUGAAGACUGCAUCCUUCCUAUUAAAGAUGCCACUGAAAGAGGAAGAAGGUGGCUCCUUUCAGACGCAGCUCUGUUUUUAUAUAAGGUUUCCAAUCUCGCAAAAGAUGAAAAUGAUUGUGCAAAAGCAAGUUUGAAGUCUACCCAAGCUGGAAGGCCUGAGGCUUCUUCUGAACACAGAAGAGGGUGGAUCGAGGAGCACUUUAGCCUCUCAUUGCCAGCAUAUAUGAACAAACUGGGCAGCAGGAAGUGGAUUGGUUAGAGAACAGAAACUGCAUAUUUUUUUUGUCUACAGUGAAUGGGUUUUGUCCCCCAAACCAAAGCUGUUUUGCUCUUACUACUUCUCGAGAAUUUAACCUACCUCUUCUGAAGAAAAUCGGUUAAAUUCACAGGAAACGUGGGGCAUAUUUAAUAAGUUGCUGUUUCUAAACUGUUGGACACGAGCAUGACUGAAGGAUGAUGGUCAGUUUUAAAUCCUUGUCCUUCUUGGUGACCUUGACUGAAAAGCUCAGAAGAUGACUAUGUCCUCUCCUGCAAGCCUGGAGGGUAUGACUCUGGCUCAGCCCAUCCCCAUCCCAACGCUGACCGUCCUGCCGCCAUCCUCGGACACAGAGUCGUGGUCUCGCUCGCCAAGUCCCAGACCCUUGCGCUCCAACAGACUCAGUGGAUCCCACCGCAGCAGGACCCGAACCAAGAGGCAGAAGCAGGGGGAGCAAGGUUGCACGCCUAAGCUGCAAUGGGGUAAAACUCCACAAAUCGUGAUAGAGGAGUCUGUGGAGAGGGGAGCUGUUCGACACCAGAGCCCGUCACCCUCCCGUUCUGUGGUACCUGAGAUGGAGACAGAUGAGCAAGGUCGGGACAGCCCCUCGCACGACUUCCUCGUGCCGCCGCCUCGCCCCUGGUCUCGUAGUCCUUCGCCCAGCCGCCGCUCACGUUGGUCCCUCAGGAGCCUGCUCAGCAGGGACUCUGACGGGGACAGCUGCAGUACGGCCAGUAACUCUCCACGCAGCACCCCCGGCAGCUCUCCUUCCCUGCGGCGCAGGGUCCUUGGAGGAGGCAGGGCCAGUGAGAAUGAGGGUGGAGGAGAGAAAAGCAGUGCUGGAGGUGGAGGAGGAGGUGGUUCAGAUGGUGCACUGCCCUCCAUACCCUCUGCCUCCUCCCUCUCAUCUGCAUACCCAAUCGCCUCUCGCCACUUCAGCCGCAAUGCCAAGAAAAUGCAGAGCUGGUACAAUGUUCUCAGCCCCACAUACAAACAGCGCAACGAAGAUUUUCGUAAAAUCUUUAAGAAACUUCCUGACUCAGAGCGCCUUAUAGUGGACUACUCCUGUGCUCUGCAGAAGGAUAUUCUCCUGCAGGGACGCCUUUAUCUGUCAGAGAAUUGGCUCUGUUUCUACAGCAACAUCUUCCGUUGGGAAACCACUAUCACCAUCCAGCUGAAAGAUGUUACCUCUAUGACCAAGGAGAAAACUGCCAAGCUCAUCCCGAACGCCAUCCAGAUCAGCACUGACAAUGAGAAGCAUUUCUUCACAUCUUUCGGCGCAAGGGAUCGCAGCUUCAUGAUGAUUUUCCGCCUGUGGCAGAAUGCACUGCUGGACAAGUCUCUGUCCCCCAAAGAGCUGUGGCACAUUGUGCACCAGUGUUACGGCACCGAGCUGGGCCUCACGAGCGAAGAUGACGACUACGUCUCCCCCACUGCUGAACACAUGAACGGCCUACUGCCAGGAGAGGAGUCGGGGUCGGUCACAGACCUGUUAGACCUCAGCUCAGUAUCUGUUCCCUCCACGGGCAGCUCUCCACCUCCUCUGGUACCCUGCGGUCCAGCCAGUUCUCCUUCAGCUGCCAGCCUCAGCGGAUCCUCUCCACCUUCGUCCGCCUCUUGUCUGCCCGUAGAGGUGCCCUCCUCAUCGGGAAGCAGGCUCAGCUCUGAGCCCCUCGAACCCAGCCCACCCAGCUCACACAGCUCCCUGACAUCCACCACUCCCACCAUCGCCUCCGUCUCAGUCUCCGCCCUGGCCUCUGCUGCUGCCUCUUUUAAUCUGGAAGAGGGAGGGGAUAGCUUGCCUGAGUCAGCCAAUCACAUGCUGCCCCCACCGACCGCCAGUCUGGGAAACCUCUCGUCACUGGACAUCACCAACGAUGACGACCUGCCCACAGACCCCAGCAACUCCUCUGACACACAGGAAGAGAGUGAAGUGGAGGCGUUCUGCGCUAACCUUAGCGGGCGGCUGCUCAUCAACAAAGCGGUCCGCAUGAGUGUGGACAAGCUGCAUGACCUGCUCUUCUCUGCUGAUACACACUUCAUCCAGCACCUCUUCUCCCAGCGACACUUCACUGACCUGACGGUGGGUGAAUGGCAGCAGGACAGCAGCAGUGGGAACACCAGCCGCGUGCUCAGCUACACCAUCGCCCUCAACAACCCCCUCGGCCCCAAGACCGCCCCUGUGGUGGAGACGCAGACGCUGCAUAAAAACAGUGCCCGGGGCGAGUGCUACGUGGUGGACUCAGAGGUCAUCACCUCAGGCAUCCCAUACCAGGACUACUUCUACACCAUCCACAGAUACUGCAUCACGUCCAUCAACAAACAUAAGAGCCGACUGAGAGUUUCCUCUGACAUCUGCUACAGGAAGCAGCCGUGGAGCCUGGUGAAAGCACUUAUUGAAAAGAACACCUGGAGCGGCAUCGAAGAGUACUACAAACACAUGGAGAGUGAGGUGUGCAAGCUGGAGACACUCCUGCAGUCAGAAGUUUCCGUGGUGACCACAGGUGAAGCUGUGGGCGCCGACGCCGCCAAGACCCCGCCGGCGCUGCGCCGCAGAAAACGCACCUGCUCCCGGUGGCAGGGUGAGAGGGGGAGAGAGAGGGAGGGAGGAGGAGUGGGCGCCGGAGACCGGGGGGACCGAGGAGUCGGAGAGGAGAGGGACGCCAGAGAAGCUGGUUCUCCGUUUAUGAAGCUGGGAGAGCGAUCACGCAGUGGUGGACACAACAGUAUAUCCACCAUCCUCCUCAUCGUCAGCUUCAUUCUCGUGGUGCUGGUGGCUCUCAACAUGCUGCUGUUCUACAAGCUGUACGCUCUGGAAAGAGCGGCGCACACACUGGAGACGUGGCACUCCUACUCUGUGGCUGACAGUCCUUUGCCUCAGACUGCUGGAGAGUGGGCUCAGGUCCUGCAGCUCCAGAGGCAGUUUCACCAGGCUCAGCUCAGCAAGUGGCAGCAGAUCCUGCAGUCCUCCGUCUCGCUGCUCGACCAGAUGAAACAGUCUUUAGAAAAGCUCCACCAGGGCAUCGUGGUCCCGGAGGUGAAGCGGGACCCCUCUGCUGACACGGAGUCCCUGACUGAGGACUGAGCCUUGCCCCCCCCCUUGACUGUCCCACCCUGGUGGACCACCGAAUAUCAGGAUCCUGUUCUGUCCCUCAUUUUCACAUCAAAUCCCCAGUGAGAAAGGACAAAACCCAGAUUUCUCCUCGCCUGACUGACUUGAAACGGCGACAUUCGCCUUUAGCCUCAACCAGUAACAACUUGAGCGAGCUCAGACUGGAACCUAUCAGGACCACAGCAAUAAUUUCCCUGCAGCUGCAAUUUGACCGUGUGUGUGAGUGUGUGUGUGUGUGUGUGCACGAGAGAGACAUGUUUGGAAACGGGCCACAGGUGGGCCAGUUCAGACCAUCCGGACCUCACGGUCAGCUGCAAUCUCCGAAUUCCUUUAAUUCAAAUCUCGACUAUCACAGACCGAACUUCCUCUUCUGACCUGCAACAUUUCUGAGGUUCAGUGAUUCGGGAAAGUGGGAGUUUCAGCUCUUUGCAGAACGGUGGGAUGCACGGCUGGGUUUUAAAAGAGGGGAUGAGAAACAUGCUCCCACUUCUCCCAGUCUCUGUCAGGGUUUUAUGUCUUUUUCAAAUUCGGUGCAUCUGACUGUUUCCUGGACCAUGACAGUAUUUAUUAUUACCGCUGACUGUCCCGUCCUGCUCUGAAGAAGUCAUGUGAUGGCUGUUUCGUGCUCUGAUUUGCUGUUUUGUGUGUGGACCAAAAGGAGCUCCACGGGAAUGAUCACUGGUCACAGCAAUAAUAGUGAUUCAUUUUCUGAAUGUUUCAAGUAGAGUCGUAUAUAUAAAGGUAAUGAUCCGGGCGUGUGUGUGUGUGUGUGUGUGUGUGUGUGUGUGUGUGUGUGUGUGUGUGUGUGCGCGUGCGUGUGUGUGGGGGCAGCAAGAAAAAAAACAAGCAGAGGACGUUUAGAGAUGAGAGCCGAGCGUAGGUGUUACUUUGUUUUUGAAGAUUUCUCUUUCAUGUUUGGUGUUGAGUGCAGGAUUUAAAGCAGACUUCAGGUAGGAAAUCUUAAAGGUCUCAUGAGUGACGGAGCUGCUCGCGUCCCAGCUGGGCUUCAAAAGAAGAGGACCAAGCAGACCUUUGAAGGCCCGGGUGAAGAAAAAAGGGAAUCUUUGUCACAGUAUUGUUUUUCUUUGUGUGUGUUUGUACGAUUCAUCGUCUUUUUAUUCAGUUUUCAUGUUCUGUCUUUAUGAUUUUUGUCGGUGUUCGUCCUCUCCGUUCACUCGCCCUGAAAACAUUUCACCCUCCUGAGCUCCCUCUUUGGUUUUGUUUCCUGCUCUUCCUCACUCCAUCUCUCCAUUUCAUUUUGAAAAUAGCGGCUGUGGGCCCUGCUGUGCACGGCCAUCCGUGGAUAACAAAAGGAUGCAAUAUUUAUUAAAGGAGGGAGGGAGGGGUGAGGAGCAGAGAUGAGAAUGUACUGUGAAGAUGUGAUUGUGCACCACGCCAUGGAGAGAAAUGAAAUGCUCUAAACACGCAGCAACUCCUGGCUUUUCUUUGAGUCCGUGUUUGUCUUUAGCUUUGAAAGCUGAGAACUGGAAGAACUUUUAUUUUUUCCUGCUGUUUUAUCUGUUAUGAAUAUCUGGGAAAAAUCUAAAGAUAAAAUGCCCAUCGUAGAAGCAAUGCUUUGAUCCGUUAUUAGAAAAAGCUCAAAUAAA
Messenger RNA from Archocentrus centrarchus (flier cichlid), 7005 nucleotides. RefSeq names its product GRAM domain containing 1A (gene gramd1a). The transcript has 20 exons. Bases 2543 to 5371 code for a protein of 942 amino acids. The record is from RefSeq and is a predicted model, not a curated record. Gene Ontology annotation, molecular function: cholesterol binding; cholesterol transfer activity. Gene Ontology annotation, biological process: intracellular sterol transport. Gene Ontology annotation, cellular component: endoplasmic reticulum-plasma membrane contact site; endoplasmic reticulum membrane; plasma membrane. Lineage: Eukaryota; Metazoa; Chordata; Actinopteri; Cichliformes; Cichlidae.